AGAAAGGACACCUGCAAUUAUAAGGCUGCCGCAUGAUUAUCUUGGACGAGUUUUUAUCUCCACUCUUGCAACACCCCUCAACUUCGCCACUCCGUUGACGGAGUAUCAAUCGUUUAGUGAACAUGCAAUCCGACGACCUACCAUGGCCAGAACUUGGCAACGUCUCCCGUGGCGCCACUAGAGGCAAUCAAGGUCAAAAAGGUGCCUUGGGCCCUCCUGAUGCCGACGGUCGCUGUGUGCUCCAGCUACGAGUUCAACCCGGCGUGCUGGCUGUGAAACUAAACCGACGUUCAAGCGAUUGGUAUCGGACUCUCGACAAUGAAGUCAACCGCGCCCUGAAAUUGACAAAAACCUACUGGAGAAAAGCAAGAAGACGUCAAGACUAUGACGCUCGCGCAGAUCAAGAUCACAUGGAGUUGCAUGAGUGGUUGCAACAACUCAAGGAUAAGACAAUGUCACAUUUAGAGGUCCUUAUGCAGAAAGGCGACAUUCAGGGCCCUCCAUACGUGAUGCCCGAUGAUAUUGAGCUCGCCUUUCUAAGGAAAUUUAUUGAGCGACACAACGCCGGCAUCCCCCACAAUCCCCGCUUGCGACAUCUUGGCCCCAAUGCUCCCCAGCUUCCGCCCAUCGACGACUCCAUGGAGGUCUCAACACCUGAAUUAUCUGAAGGGAGUUAUCCGCCCUCCAGUUUAGUGGAUCAUAUCGCUCGAUUGCAGCCAGAAAGUAGUUCAAAUGUUUCAAGUCCAAAUUAUGUGCACUCACCAGGCACAUCUCGCGCACAUGUCAUUCGAACAUCCUCCUCGCCUUCAACAGCAACAUACGAGCAACUCUUACAAGACGCGCAGUCAUCUGGCCAAUAUCUUCAAGAAGCACGGGCAACGCUCGCACGUGCGCAGUCGCAAACACAAGAUGCGUUUCAACGAUAUACUGUUUGUCUGGAUGCGGAAGCUCGUGCUAGGCGGGAUGUCAGCGCCGCCGAACAGCAUCGUGACGAACUCAUGACAGCUCUUCUCUCUAGAACUCAGAGCUCAACAGAUUACUCGCGGCAAUCAUCGCUACCUCAUGACGAUACUUCUAGUCAACAAGACCACCCAUAUUCAUCUCACCAUCUUGUCGACCGGAGACCCUCAGCUGACAUGGUACCAUCACAAAAUAGUCCCAGAGUUGACUGGCGUCAGCCAGAUAUGACAGGGUCAUUCACUGGAGCACUCGAAGCAAUCCCACAAUCAGAGAUGCGAUCAUCAAGAGAUCCAUCCUACAGGCCAGAGCGCAAGCACUCGCGGAGUUGGGAGGAGGGUGGUCAAGUUGACGUACAUAACUUUCAGGAUUCAAACGUGCCGCCACGCAAGCGUUUGCAUCACAUAGUAAAUUCAUCUGGUCACAGCGCACCUUUGAUAUCUCAGGCCAUAGCAUUGCCCCUACGACUCUGAGAUGGCAGGUCGCUUAUCGGCGUUUAAAGAAUCGCCGACAGUGCGACUUUGCAUUUUUCAGCAACUUUUGCCCAUCCUGAUUUCGUGCAUAUUAUAACCAUCCCUUCCUAGUUGGGAGGGUGGUCAGCAUAUUCUUCUUCUCUCGGACAUUCUAUACCAUCUCAUUUUCACAUCACUUUCUGGCCAACUGUGUCGCUAAUUGUAUUUUGAGCUCUGUAUUACACCGCUAUACUUAUUAUUGAUUCGUCGUUCUAGAUCACUACAAGAUCUCGAUUGUUCUAUUCGUCUGCGCAAUUGCACACGCCAGAAAUGUUCUGACAUAA
Suillus discolor is the source of this 1753-nucleotide messenger RNA. RefSeq lists its product as uncharacterized. NCBI's taxonomy places the organism in Eukaryota, Fungi, Basidiomycota, Agaricomycetes, Boletales, Suillaceae. The transcript is spliced from 9 exons. Bases 123 to 1430 code for a protein of 435 amino acids. The record is from RefSeq and is a predicted model, not a curated record.